AAUGUGGGAACCCGUCUUUGAACUUGUUUUCUGAGAAAUGUGUCUCAUGUAAAAACAGUUUCAGGUUUAAUAUUGAUGUAGGUGUGUAAAACUGAAGACAGUCAUAACUCCUGGAAUUGUUUUAUCUAGUGUAGCUGUGUUAUAAACAAUAUGUUGAACAUUGCUAAUAUCAGUACCCACUGCAUUUUAGGCCUGUGUAUUCGUUUGGCAUUAAUAGCCUAUGGAGAGGUGCAUGACAGAUUAUCAGUUGUACAGUACACUGAUAUUGACUACCGUGUCUUCACAGAUGCAGCUAGACAUAUGUUGUCAGGUUCAUCACCCUAUGACCGUCAUACAUAUCGUUACACCCCUCUCCUAGCUGCAAUUCUGACUCCCAACUUGUUCCUUCACCCAGCUUGGGGGAAACUUCUGUUCUCUGUGGUGGAUAUAUGUGUUGCAUUAUUAAUACGAUGCUUAGUUAUAGCACAGGGUUCAGGUCCACGUGUAGCAGUGUGGUGUGUGAUGGCUUGGGUCUAUAACCCCCUGGCAAUCAUCAUUGCCACACGUGGUAAUGCAGAUUCCAUCUCUGCUAUGCUCGUGUUGGCAACACUUCUGUUGUUAAAAAAACAGUAUUUCUUCUUGGCUGGUGUGAUGCAUGGGUUAGCGAUUCAUGUUCGCUUAUAUCCUAUUGCCUUCAGUUUGGCUAUAUAUCUUUCUGUACAUAGAGAUAAGCAUAUAUCACUCACAAAAAGGGCUACUUGUUCAAGUCGUGGAGAUGUUUUAAGACGAUUGUUAUCAGACUUAUACCCAACAUGGAAUCAUGUCAAGCUUGUGUUGUCAUGUGCGGCAACUCUGGGCAGUCUCACAGGUGUGUGUUAUGCUGCAUAUGGCUAUCAUUUCCUGUAUGAGAGUCUGUUAUACCAUCUGGGUCGACAAGACAUACGACACAACUUCUCUGUUUAUUUUUACUUGCAAUAUCUUGGAUCUGAUGCUCCAGCCGGAUUAAUCCAACGGGUGCUGAUAUUUGUGCCCCAGUUGGUCCUAUUAUUGGCUUUAUCAUGGGCAUAUGGCAGUCGACGAGAUCUUCCAUUUUGCUUGUUGUCCCAAGCAGUUGUGAUGGUGGCCUACAAUCCUGUUCUCACUUCACAGUACUUUGUGUGGUUUCUGUCCUUGGUACCACCCUGUCUGCCAUGGCUGACCUUGUCUUGUUAUCAGGCCACUGCUAUUGCAUCUCUCUGGCUUACCGCCCAAUUGGCUUGGCUGCUGCCUGCAUACUGGCUAGAGUUUCGAGGCCAAGACACAUUUUUAUAUGUGUGGCUACAGGGUAUAGCUUUGUUCUGUGCUAAUGUAGCAGUGCUCGCACGAUUCAUUCGGGCAUAUCAACCACUUGCGGUGGAUAAGUUAAAAUGAUUGUAAUACUAGUCUGUAGAUGCUUGUAGUUAAGCCAGUACAUCAGAUUGAUUAAAUUGUAGAGUUGGAUAAAACUGAAUUACAUUAGGUCCAAUAAAUUAUUUUAAAAAAUCACAUUUUAAUUUUGAUGUUCAGUUUAUUGUUAUCAGACAUUUCACCACUACCUCACAUGAAACUCUUGAAGCAAUAAAAUGACAGUACAAGACAGAGAGAAUAUACAGAAAAGCAAAAUAAAACUGGACUUGUCUUUUUUAUAAUGGCCGGGUGUGUAUUCUUUUAAAUGUAUCAGCUGGGUAUUGUUUGUAAUAUUCCAGUAAUGAAACAAUGAAAUCUGCCAAA
Zootermopsis nevadensis is the source of this 1728-nucleotide messenger RNA. RefSeq names its product Phosphatidylinositol glycan anchor biosynthesis class M (gene PIG-M). Lineage: Eukaryota; Metazoa; Arthropoda; Insecta; Blattodea; Termopsidae. Gene Ontology annotation, molecular function: GPI mannosyltransferase activity; alpha-1,4-mannosyltransferase activity. Gene Ontology annotation, cellular component: membrane; glycosylphosphatidylinositol-mannosyltransferase I complex. The record is from RefSeq and is a predicted model, not a curated record. Gene Ontology annotation, biological process: GPI anchor biosynthetic process.